Molecule: messenger RNA, 1170 nt
Organism: Miscanthus lutarioriparius
Lineage: Eukaryota; Viridiplantae; Streptophyta; Magnoliopsida; Poales; Poaceae
Source: the annotation of a GenBank genome assembly
AUGCCGCGGUGGUCGUCCCCGAAGGACCCCGCCCUGGAGGCGGCGCUCCGGCGUAACCGCCGCUGGGUCGUCAACAACCAAAUCAAGCGCCUCCUCCUCCGUUUCCCGUCGCGCACGGCCCCCGUGCGCUUCCUCCAGUCCCGCUUCAAGACGCUCGAUCUCAUGGGCCGCGCCGCCAAUUGGCUCGGCAAAUACCCUUCCUGCUUCGAGGUCUUCUCCGCCGACGCCGGUGGCGGUGAGCAGGAGCCCCACUUCGGCUUCACAAAGCGGAUGGCGGCGCUCGUCCACGCGGAGGAAGCUGCCGUCGCGGCCUCCGAGCCGGCCAUGGCGGACCGCCUCGCGCGCGUGCUCAUGCUCGCCCGCGGCCGCCGCCUACAGGUUUCCAAACUCGCCGCGCUGCGGGGCCCUCUCGGCCUCCCUGACGACUACCUCCUCCGCCUCCUCCCCGCCAGCACCGAUCUCUUCCGCCUCACCAACCCCUACCCGCACCGCCGCAACGCCGCUGAGCUAGAGCUCCUCAGAUGGGCGCCCUCGCUCGCCGUCUCCGCCGUCGAGGCCGCCGCGGUCGCGAGUUACUCGACCCCACGGUUCACCUGCUCGCUACCGGCCUCAUGGGUCAAGUCGCACGCCAAGAUGGAGGAUUUCAACGCCUCCACGCCUUACAUCUCGCCCUACUCGGAGGAGUGGGCUUUGCCGGGCACGGACGCCGAAGCCGAGAAGCGAUCGGUGGCCGUGGUGCACGAGCUCCUCUCUCUCACCCUGUGGAGAAAGAUGUCAAUUUUGAAGCUGGAGCAUUUUAGGAGGGAGUUUGGGCUGCCGGAGGACACAGUGAGGAUGCUGCUCCGGCACCCCUGCCUCUUCUAUGUGUCGAAUCGGUACAAGAUACAUACAGUGGUGCUCCGUGAGGGCUACGAGGGAUCAGAGCUGAGGGAGAAGGAUCCGGUGGUGCUGGCCAAGGAUCGGCUCGGGGAGCUCAUGCAGGAGGGGCUGCAUGAGUAUAACCAACGGCGGCAAGCGAUGAAUUUUGAGAAGAAGAGGAGGAGAGGGGAGGUUGAGGUAAAGAAAGAGAAAGAGGUGGAGGAUGAGGAAGCGGCGCGCUUGGAUAGUGCAGAGAAAAGGGAGGAGAGGAGGCGGUUUUAUAAGGUGUUGUUCGGUGAUGUCAAUCGGUAA